Chaetomium globosum CBS 148.51 is the source of this 2205-nucleotide messenger RNA. RefSeq lists its product as uncharacterized. Gene Ontology annotation, cellular component: membrane coat. The record is from RefSeq and is a predicted model, not a curated record. Gene Ontology annotation, biological process: intracellular protein transport; vesicle-mediated transport. Lineage: Eukaryota; Fungi; Ascomycota; Sordariomycetes; Sordariales; Chaetomiaceae. The transcript has 4 exons. The coding region runs from base 1 to 2205 and encodes 734 amino acids.
AUGGAAUCAAUAGCAAGGAUCUCGACUCUGCUCGAAAAUGCUCGUGAUCUCACCCUCGACGCUGCCUCGGCCGCGCGAAGCUCGCGGGGCGCAUCCCGACCACUCGAUCGCACCCAGGUUAAGAAACUGUUAGACAGCCGCAAUGAGCGGGAGGUUCUCGAUGGACUACGGCGUGUUAUCUCGAUGAUGUACCGCGGCCAGAAAACACUCCUUCUCUUCUCGUCCGUCGUCAAGAAUGUCGCGUCGCCGAACCUUGAGAUCAAAAAACUAGUCUACAUCUACCUCAUCCACCAUGCCGAACAGGAGCCCGACCUCGCCCUCCUAUCCAUCAAUACCAUCCAAAAGUCAUUGUCAGAUACAAACCCCCAAGUGCGGGCCCUGGCCCUGCGCACCAUGUCGGGCAUCCGGGUGCCGGUCAUCAGCCAGAUUGUGUCACUGGCCAUUCGAAAAGGUGCCGGGGACAUGAGCCCAUAUGUCAGACGCGCCGCGGCGCUGGCUGUCCCGAAAUGCUACCGACUCGACCCCUCGCAAUUACCUCAGCUUCUGGAGUACCUCUCAACCCUACUCGGCGACAAACAAUACUAUGUGGCUGGGGCAGCUGUGACAGCCUUCAUAACCAUCUGCCCUGAGCGGAUAGAUUUGAUCCACAAACAUUACCGAAACUUGGUCAGGAUGGUGGUGGACAUGGACGAGUGGAGCCAGCUGUCGACAUUGCGGUUAAUGACUGUCUAUGCGCGGAAAUGUUUUCCGAGGAGGACAAAGUCCGUCAGAGGAAAGGAGAAAGCAGCCGACCUUCAGGACUUCUACGGCGAGCGGUCGGAAAGCGGUUCAGAGGCUGAGCAGGUGGUGGUCCUCGACCCUGACCUCGAGCUCCUCCUCAACAGUAUCAAACCCCUCUUGCAGUCGCGCAACUCAGGUGUUGUGGUGGCCGUCGCGAGGUGCUACUCUGCUAUCGGCACACCGGAGUACACCAAGACGGCGAUUGGGCCCCUCGUAGCGCUACUCCGUGGCGCCCAGGACAUCCAACAAGUCGCCUUGUUCAACAUCGUUUCCAUCUGCCUCAGCUGCCCAGCCGAGUUUGUCAAGUACGCCACUCAUUUCCUAGUCCGCGCAACGGACACACAGCAAAUAUGGGAGCUCAAGCUGGAAAUGCUCACACUUAUCUUUCCUCACGCUUCUACACAUGUCAAAAGUCUCAUUCUCAGCGAACUAGAGCAUUUCAGCCGGGGCUCCGACAAGAUGCUCGUGAGGGAGGCUGUACGGGCGAUUGGGCGGUGCGCUCAGAGAGAUACCACGACCGCACCUCGAUGCCUACGGCUUCUUCUAAGCCAGAUUACCAGCCUAGACGGCACCUUAGCAGCGGAAAGCUUAACGGUCAUCCGCCAUCUCAUCCAACAAGACCCAACCGCGCACGUCGCAACUGUGAUGGAAGAAACCCAACCCCAGUCUGAGUCCGACUCUCACCACACCGCCGCUCGAUUCGACGACAACCCCUUCCAAUCACCGCCCCCGGCCAACGGUCCCAAACUCCUCGAGGACAACGACCACCCGAUCGCCAAGCUCUGGCGCUACCUGCUCCUUCUCGUGCGCUAUGACACCUCGUACGAUCUGCGCGACCGCACCCGCCUUUACAAAUCCCUACUGUCGGUGCCCCAGCUCGCCACUCUGAUGCUACUCGCCCCGAAGCCCGCCCCACAAGCCCCUAGCCCGUCCGAAACCCGCCGCGGGUACACACUAGGCUCGGCCGCUCUGGUGUUGGCUGGUGGCGGCGGCGUGCAUGGCCUGCGUGGGUAUGAGGACCUGCCGGGGUGGGUGGAGGAGGGCAGUGAGCCGGAUGCACGGCUGAGGGAGGUGGAGGGCGCGGCGGAGAGGUAUGGCGAGAAGAGGGUUGUGGCUGCGGCGGAAGGGCUGGAUGCUGCUGCGGGAGUGACGUCCAUGUCCUCUGCUGGCGCGAGGGCGUCGCCGUCUUCGGGUGUUGGGGCGGUGAGGGGACCGAAGCCGGCGAAUGGGGUGGGGGAGAAGACGUUGGAUGAUUGGUUGGCUGAGGAGGGGAGUGAAGAAGAAGAGGAGGAAGAGGAGGAGUCAGGUGAGGAGGAGGAAUCUGAAGAGGAGGAGGAAGAGGAAGAGGAGAGUGAGGAAGAAGAUGAAGAGGAGGAGAGUGAGGAGGAGUCGGAUGAGGAUGCGAGGCUUAUGCGGCCCUCGUGA